GAGGGGUCAGGGGUGUGUGGUUGGGAUUACAGGGCCAGUGUGAGCUCACUGCUGACCCCAAACACAGCAGAUGGCCCUCAGUGUGCAUGCUUGGAUAGGGUCUGACUGGGUGGAGAUUGUGGAGCCCCGCUCCAGGGAGCGCAUGUAUGUCAAUCUACUGACUGGCGAGUGCGGGUGGAAACCGCCACCCACCGCCCCUGUCCGCCAGUCAGACGGCAACCAGUGGUGGGAGCUUUUCGACAAUAAUAACAAUCGGUUCUACUACUACAACUGUACGAGCCAACAGACGGUCUGGCACAGACCUCAAGACUGUGACAUAUUGCCACUAGCCCAACUCCAAGCCAUGAAGAGAAGUUCAGAUGCUGAGCUCAUGGCUCAAGGAAGACACCAGAGGGGAAUCGUAGACAGCAAGCGGACCCCCCUGCCUGGAAUGGUUUCACCCACACAGGAGCUGGAGAGUGGGAGGGAGACACCAUCCUCUGGGGGGAAAGAAGACAGCCUGGAGAAAAGGAGCCAAGGAAAUAGGGAAACUGCUCAAAGAUGGCAGCCUGCUCUGGGAUCCAAGGCAGCCAUGUUGGUGAAAGUGAACAGCAUUGGUAGAAACCAGCCUCUGGGUCCUGCUAGCACCCACCAUCUCCUCCACCUUAACCCCACCAGCACUUGCACCGGUACAACUUCACCCAAGCCAGGUUAUACUCCCCAACCCGACAGAACUUGUCUACUCAGCAAAAUGUCCAUCCCUGGAGACUCCAAGCAGUACCAUCUCAAUAAAGCAGAUAAUGCCAAUUUCUGUUUGGUUCUGACCACUUCUAGCUCUUCCUCUAAUCCUGCCCCCCCACGCUCUGGAGCCAGUACACCAUGUCCCUCCUCCCCACAGUACGGAGCCACACCCUCAGCACCCAUCUACGAUGAACCCCCACCCAUGGACCCACCCAUUUACGAUGAACCCUCAGUGGAAAUGGAAGUGGAGGGGGUGCACCACUUAAAGCGAGGUCCCUACUCUACAAAUCACAGCAUAACGCGAGGAACCCAACCUCCUAAACUUUUCCAAUACCCCCAAUCCAAGCACAUGUGCAGUUUUUCGGAUAGUGAGUACAGUCCAGCUGGCAGAGAGUGCAUCAAGCACAUGGUGAAUGUGGAUGUAGCUUUGUCCAAGCACCAGUCCUUUAAAUCCAGUGAGGGUGCUUCAAACACAGCCAGUCUUCAAAUCCAGCCCCAGUCCCCAAUCCCUGCCCAGAUUAAGAAGGAGGUCUCUCUAGAGAAGAAGCAGUCAUGGAAAUUGUUGGAGCCUCGCCACAGCCAUCAAAGCAGCCUGGCCUCCCAGGAUUACCCAAGCCGUGCUGCCGUCACGUACCAGGACUCGGGCUACUCCACUGGGCCGUCCCCGAGCCUGCGAAGAAAGAACCAGUGUCGUGCAGCUCUGGGUGUAGGGUCAGGGCGACCCGGCUCUGUGGGCAGCAGUGGGGAGUUAAGUGCACUGAAUGAGAAGCUGAUGGCAGAAAUGAGGGCAGUGGUGAACCGUUCAAACAUGCUUCAUGGAAGCAAGGCCAGUCUGGACACUGAGAUGGGCUCGGAGGCUUCUGGGAGUACUGCCCGCUCCCCUGUCAGUUCAUUGAAGAUAGGUGCAAGAGGGGGUGGAACACUGGGCUCGAGGGAGGAUGUGACAUCAAGCAAUCGUUCACUGUAUAGGGGUGGGGGUAGCAACAAUGGUGGCAUGGUGCUGGUGACAGAUGGCCCGGGAGGCAGGAAGAAGAGGACAUUUGAGAGAGUGGAUUCACAGGAAAAGAGCAGAACAUUGCAGACAAAUUUGUCCUCUCCAGAACCACCCAAGUCAUCAUCACAGACAGGAACACUGGAAUCCAAAACUCAGCAGGACGUUUCCCCCCAUGUCUGUGACCAUGACAGAGUGGGCCAUGGAACAGCCCACAUCACCCAAAAAAACAAGAACAACCCCCCUCCCUCCCAUACCAGCACGGGUUCCGGUUACCAGUACCCGUACACCACCCUCUGCAAGCCUCCACCCGAUGCCAACAUGGAGGACUGGGCCAGCAAGUACCUCAACCAGCACACUCAAGGCCUGUUCCGCCGACGAGUCUCCAUCGCUAAUAUGCUAUCGUGGAACCGUGGCUCCAUUAAGAAACCCAUGUUGAUCACCAGUGACCGUGCCAUCAAGAAGGAAGCCUGCGAGAUGUUUAAGCUGGUCCAGGCCUACAUGGGAGAUAGGCCGGCCAGGCUGGACAAACGGCAUGCUGCCCUUCAGGUGGUGACAAAGUGUUGGGAAAUGCAGGGAUUGAGGGAUGAGCUGUACGUGCAGUUGGUGCGGCAGACCACCGAUAACUUGAGUUUGAGGAGUCUGGAGGCCGGUUGGGAGCUGAUGGCCAUCAGCCUAGCAUUCUUCUCACCCUCGCCCAAAUUUAGACGCUACUUGGAAGGCUACAUACAGAGACAUCUUGAACCUAAUAACGAUAAAAAGAUAUUUCAGCAUAUCAUGGAACAACAGGACAUAAAAAACAAGAAGAAUUCAAAGCCCAGGAAGAAGAGGAAACAGAACAAUGAGGAAGAGGAAGAGCAGGGUCUUCCCAUCAGCACUUACGCUAAGUAUUGCUACCGUAAGCUGCAGAAAGUGGCCAUUACUGGGGGCAAAAAGGGUCUGAGAAAGCCCAUUCUGGAGGAGAUUGAUCAUGGACGGAAUGUCAUCUUGACGCCGUCUCUGUUUGGCAGUGCUCUGGAGGAGAUCAUGGAGAGACAGAGUGAGCUUUUCCCAGAGAGAAAACUGCCCUGGGUGCAAGUGGAGCUCUCGCAAUGUAUACUGGCCCUAGAUGGAGCCCAAACAGAGGGCAUUUUCAGGGUACCUGGGGACAUUGAUGAGGUAAAUGCUCUCAAGCUACAGGUGGACCUGUGGAAUAUUCCAGAAAACCACUCUGAUCCCAACAUCCCAGCAUCUCUGUUGAAGUUGUGGUACAGGGAGCUUGAGGAACCGGUAAUUCCUCAGAGUUUCUAUAAGCAGUGUAUCAGUCACUAUGAAGAUCCUGAUGCUGCUGUCAGCGUGGUUCAGUCGCUGCCAGAGCUCAACAGACUAGUACUCUGCUAUUUCAUCAACUUUUUACAGGUCUUUGCCCAGCCAGUGAAUGUGAGUAGGACUAAGAUGGAUGUGAAUAAUUUGGCAAUGGUCAUGGCUCCAAACUGCCUCCGCUGUCAGUCAGAUGAUCCUCGAAUCAUAUUUGAAAAUACGCGGAAAGAGAUGUCCUUCCUCCGUAUACUGAUUGUCCACCUGGACACCAGCUUCAUCAAGGGAUUAAUCUGACUCCUCAGACUUGAAUCCUCUGCUAGAGCUGUGGAAUGAAUCAUUCAGGAGAUUAUUUGAAUUAGGGCAUUCUUCUUCUAAAAGAAUCAUUCUAAUCUUCAAGUGUCACAAUAUUAGUUACACUGACUUCUGGAAUACACCUUAAAUCUGGACUUUGCUCAGUGUGUGAUCAUCCUAAACGUAAUCUUCGUAAAAACAAAUCGUCUCUCUUUUUGGAGAGUGAAUGAACUGAAUCAAAACACUGAAUUUGAUUCCAUGUUGCAGAGAUCAAAGACAGGCUUUGAAACAAAAACAAAAACAAAAAUGCAAGACAUUUGUCUUUGGUUCGUCAUUUGUUUCUGUCUUUUAUAUGAAUUAGAUGGGAAAUGCAGCUAUGGACAAUCAUAAUCUAUUCCUCUUUCCCAAUACCAUACAUGCAAUAUGAUCUGCAGUGUAUUUACUUAAUUUAAUAUGUUAUGAGUGUUCUGAUUAUUUAAUAGCAAGAAUUCGUAAUCUUAAGAAGGAGUGUGGGGGUGUGGCGAUUAUAGCCUUCAGUUUUGUCUACAUGCCUACAAUGAAGCUCAGGAGGUGACAUUUCAGAGCAACGAAUAGACUGGCUCGGAAAUACUUAGCAUAGUGGUUAAUAUUUGGGGUCUGGCACCCUAUAUGGUUCCUGAGAAUGUUUCUCUGUUUUGGAAAAAGCCUACGCUGAUGCAAAAGAGUGUAUGUGUAGUGCCAGUGUAAACACACAACUAUCCAUGUUUCCUUAUUGUAAUAAGCCCCAAAGGGUACCAUAAACCAAAGAUCAGAUACAGUUUUUCAACCAUUACAACUGUAGUUUCCCAAUCAUCUCUCCUUUUCCCAUUUGGAAAUGCAAAACUGAGCUUCCAGAAGUUGGCUGGAUAUAUCAAUGGAGUUAACACAGAAAAAUACUCCACGCAAGCAUGCAGAUGCAGAUGUGAACGUUAAGGCAAUGCAUUGCAAACGUGUUGUGUGGUUGUACACACUUAAAGGUGUAUUUUUUUGCUAAAUAAAAAAGUUUUGCACAUUAAGACAUAAAUAGCAGAUUUUGAAAAUGCUGUCAUUAGAUGAAGACUGCAGUCAUAUCAGAAGCCCAGGACAAACUUUUACAUUUUACAUGGAGCGGGUUGCCUCCUCAUGGGCCUGCCAUGUUGACAGCGCAUGACACAGUUACUACCACAAAUAAUGACAAUGAUAGUAACAUGUUUAAUUUAUAUAGCACUUUCAGCCAAUGCUCAAACAUAAAAGUACUUGUAAACAAAACAAGCCCACUUGAUGGCCAGACACUCCUUUUCUAACGUGCUGUACCUAGUCUCUCUUACCGAGAGCUUUGUACAGGUAAUGUACAGCACGGGGCGCCAGGGUCCAGUCACUGUGGGAUUCUUCUAUCCUCAUCCCAAAUCCUCACCUUGGACCAAGCAUUGGUGAAUCGAGGUCUGAUUACAACCCAAACCCACCAAGAAAACUCUGGAACACCCACCUCUCCUCAGCCUGGGCUCGCAAGAAUGCCUCAAACCAUUGCUCCUGUUCAGAAUGAAGCUCCAGGAGUGCCUUGUGUUGUUUUUGGUAGAUGCCAGCGAGGGUCUUUUUGAUGUCAGCCAUGACGAGGACUCCAUGACGGCUAUUUCAUUUACUCCGGGGUUUUGGCACCAGUGCAACAAGACCCUUAACUCCAGGGAAUGAGGAAGCGGGAGACGGAGAUUCCAACACAGGAAAACCCAUUUAUUCAAACAAAAAGGUUUGCUUAGCGAUAAAUACCAACAGAGAUGCACACAAAGUUCAAAUAAAUUAAAGGUGGCAACAAAUCAGUACAGCAUUCAGUAGAACAGCAAGCGGUCAACACACAAACAGCUUGUCAGCUGGGCUCUCUCGUCUGCUGCUGUCUCCUCCUUAAAUGCCCCAUCACUCCUCACUGAAACACGAGUGUUAAGCACAGGUGGAAAUCAUUCACCACGUAUCUUCCCUGACCUCACUCCCUACAGCACGGUGCUUGGCCACGGCCAUGCCUCCCCACAAACAAGAAACAGCAGCACUUAGUGAACAAACUGAGUCCACCUUUAAAUGUGAAGUGUGUAAUAUCAUACACCGAAUUGUAGUAAAUAUUUAAAUCUGUCAGAUAGUCCCACCCCAAACUCUCACCAUGGGUUGGUGAAUGUUGCUUUGUCAGGGUGGUCAGGAUGCUCUAACAAAGUGUUUACACUUUUCAGGGAAAUCAACUUAUGAAUGGCUUAGUUGUAUCUGCAUAUUGGGAGAUGGAAGAAAGUAUUUUAACAUUGCAAAAAUCACCUUUAUGAUGUACUUGUAAUCUUCAAUCACUACAUUGGUAACAAACCUCAGUACUCAAGGGGGUGAUAGAGUUGGCUGAAAUUGAUUGUCAUUUAACCAAAUGUGUUACUAUUUGUUAGAGGUUGACCAAUUAAUCUGGUUAUUAUAAUUAGAAUUUUUUUUAUUUAGAAUUUUUCUCCCCAAUUUGGCAUGCCCAAAUCGCUUUAGGUCCUCGUGGUGGCAUAGUGACUCGCUUCAAUCCGGGCGGAGGACAAAUACCAGUUGCCUCCAUCUGAGACAGUCAAUCUGCACAUUUUAUCAUGUGGUUUGUUGAGCACUUUACCAUGGAGACCUAGUGCAUGUGGAGGCUCACGCUAUUCUCCGUGGUAUCCAUGCACAACUCACCAUGCGUCCCAUCAAGAGUGAGAACCACAUUAUAGUGACCACGAGAAGGUUAACCCAACGUGACUCUACCCUCUCUAGCAACCGGGCCAAUUGGUUGUUUAGGAAGCCUGACUGGAGUCACUCAGCACGCUCUGGAUUCGAAUUUGUGACACCAGGUGUGGUGGUCAGCGUCUUUACUUGCUGAGCUUCCCAGGCCCCCGGAACAAUUGGUUAUUGGAAAAAAGUAACUGCUGUAGUUCGCCAGUAGUUUUUACCCCAGGUGUUGGGAGGUUCUAAAGUAUGGCCAUGGUGCAUUCUGGGCUUGUUUGUACUUAAAAGUCACAAGUUAUGCACCAGAUCUUUAUUAUUAUCUGGAUUUUGGUAGCUCAUUAAACUACAAAUGGUAUUUUAUUUAAUUUGGACUCUUUUUGCCUCUUAUGUCGGUGCCUGUCACAGUAAGGAAAGACCACUGUGAAAUUGUUUAACACAUUAACUUAAGAUUUUAGAAAGUAUCAACCACUUAAAUGGUUAUCAGCUUUUUCCACCAACUUAGAUAUCAGAAUCUGCAAAAUGCAAUAUCAGUCGUCAGUUGACCUCUACUAUGUAGGUAUCUUACUAUCAACAUAUCGACAGUUUAACUAACUUGCUCAGCAAGAUACUUUUCAAAAUGUUGCUCCAGCAUGACAGUAGUAGUAAAACUGGCCGUAGAAGAUUGUUCAUCUUGCAGCAAUGCAUUCCGCAUGUUAAAUUGUGCUUGUGGAGCCAGAAGCAUUUGUGUUCAUGUAGCAUAAAGUUUCGGGGCUUACCAUUAUCACUGGAAACUUUCGCCAUCAAAGUGAAACCAAUAAACAAUUUUUCUCUGGUUUUAUUUUGGUAUAUAAACUCAUCUGGAAAUUCAGUUUUUUAUGGUUGACUCAAAACUGAACAGCCAUUAUUCAUCACUGAUAUACAAUAAAACAAUACAAUUUGCUAUUGAUUUAAAGUGUGAUCUGGCAUCUGCUCUGCAUCUGCUUUUGUAUAUAGACCCCUCAUCUGAUUAAUAGUUGUUUUAUAAAGCUGAAUGAAUGGUGAAAAUGUAAGUGAGCUACUAGAUUUGAGACUCUGAAUGGGAGUGUUUAGUCCUCUCCUGUUGCACUUCCCUCAUCUUGUGGGUCCUCAUGAUCUUAAAGAUUUGUUGUCUUACUUUGCUCUGUCAAUCUGUGUGAGAAUGUACAUGUAGGAGAAAGUGGUGAAUUGAUGACAUGAUUGAUGAUUUGUGUUUGAAUUUCCAGUUUCAUAAAGAAUUCUGAAAGAAUAAAGUUUGUAAAUUUGUAUA
Molecule: messenger RNA, 7268 nt
Organism: Xyrauchen texanus (razorback sucker)
Lineage: Eukaryota; Metazoa; Chordata; Actinopteri; Cypriniformes; Catostomidae
Product: rho GTPase-activating protein 39-like
Exons: 10
Coding region: 71-3304 (1077 amino acids)
Biological process (GO): signal transduction
Cellular component (GO): cytoskeleton; cytoplasm
Molecular function (GO): protein binding; GTPase activator activity
Source: RefSeq, a predicted model, not a curated record